Messenger RNA from Coregonus clupeaformis (lake whitefish), 4553 nucleotides. Its product is annotated as paxillin-like. Gene Ontology annotation, biological process: endothelial cell migration; substrate adhesion-dependent cell spreading; transforming growth factor beta receptor signaling pathway. The transcript has 12 exons. Bases 175 to 2952 code for a protein of 925 amino acids. Lineage: Eukaryota; Metazoa; Chordata; Actinopteri; Salmoniformes; Salmonidae. The record is from RefSeq and is a predicted model, not a curated record.
UCCUCAUCGAGUGUAGCAGGCAGCAGCUAAAUUGAAAACUUAUUUGCUGCAUUCAGAUCUCUGGAAUUUCUGUGUAGAAGCUAGAGUGUAGACAUAGAUCAGAGCUACCAACAAUCGAAUCAAAGGACAACCGUCCCGGUUUGCAGUGUAGAACCGACUCCUGCUGCUACCACCAUGGAUGAUUUAGAUGCUUUGCUGGCGGACUUGGAGUCGACAACCUCCCACAUCUCCAAGCGGCCGGUGUUUCUGCCGGACGAGACGCCCUACUCUUUCCUCACGGGAGGACAGGCUCCUCCCCCUGUACCCCCACCUCCCUCUGCUGAGGCCCUGAACGGAACCGCGCUCAACCCCCUAGAAUCCACCCGGUCGUCCACACAGUCCUACAGCAGUAGCUCCCCCUCCUUACCCCAAAGCGAAGACGACCACGUCUACAGCUUCCCCAACAAGCAAAAGAGUGCGGAGGCUGCCAUGAGCUCCUUCCUGGGCAGCAACCUGUCGGAGUUGGACCGGCUGCUUCUUGAGCUCAACGCCGUGCAGCACAACACGCCCUCCUUCCCCACUGAGGAGGAGACAGCCCCGCCCCUCCCCUCUAGCAGCACCACCCACUAUGUGCAGGAGAACGGGGUUUCGGUGGCCGGCAAGGUGCCUCCCCCAACCAUGGAGAAGCCCAAGCGCAGCGUGGCCACCAGGGUCAUUGAAGAUGUACGCCCCAGCGUUGAAAGCCUUCUGGACGAGCUAGAAAAUUCUGUGCCCUCCCCCACCCCCACCGCCUUGGUGGUAGAGGAGUUGACGGAGGGGGAGGAGGAGACACCCUCCCAGCUGCAGGCCAGAAUCUCUGCCUCCUCCGCCACGCGGGAGCUCGACGAGCUCAUGGCCUCGCUGUCUGACUUCAAAGUCCAGAGCAAUUCUGGUUCUCAGUUGUCUCUCAGUAUGAAUCCCCUCCUGCUCAGUCAAGGAUCAGAACCCUCCUCCUUGGAGACGAAGUCACCUGCAGCCCCUGCUUCCCCAGUAGUUGUAACCAGAGACCCAACUGGGCCUGUGGAUCUGCAGCUGGAGCCCCCCAGUGACACGUCCCCCUCCUGUACCCCUGUUCCUUUAGAACUCCACAUAGAUGAAGAUGCCUGCGCUUGCCCUCCCUCCUCCACCCCCCUCUCAGCUGCUUCAGCCUCCACCGUUGUGUUGGCCUCAUCCCAGAGCCUCCAGUACACCCAGAUCCACACACAGCUGGGAGGAGAAACUGAUCCCAGCGUGAGAACUACGCUGACCUCCCACAUGGAAUCCCUCACUGUGGUCUCUAACACCACAAGCCACACUUUGCCAAAGACCCCCGAUCCUCCUGUUGCCCCAGUUGUAAAGUACCCCAGUCCUGCAGUGGAUACAAAGACCACCAAGACGCCUAGUCCAGUAACUGUUGACAAGACCCCUAGUCUGGUACCUGUUGCCAAUACCCUCAGUCCUGUGACUGUUGUCAAGACCCCUAGUCCUAUAACUGUUGCCAAGACUCCCAUUCCAGUUAUGGUUGCUACGAGCCUCAGUCCUGUUCCAAUUCCUAAAAGCCUCAGUCCUCUUCCAGUUGCUAAGAGCCCCAGUCAAGUUCUGGUUGCUAAGAGCCCCAUUCCUGUUAGUGUUGCUAAGAGUCCCACUCAUAAAACAAUCACCCUUCCUCUGUCAGCCCCCAUUGAUCAAUCUUCCCCACCGAAGGAGAAGCAGCCAGACAAAACCGCUGCUCAGCCAGCAGAGCCCCCUUCUGCAUGUCCUGACUUGAGGAUAACAUGGCCAUGUCGGGAGCCCUUGCUGGAGGACACUCUUGGCAGAUUGUUGUCCUUCGACUUUACCCUGCCAGAGGGAGAAGUGAAGCAUGCCAAGAUGACUUAUCAGGACAAAGUGGAGCUUUGUGCCAUGGCAGGAGACAAGGAAAGGACUUGGGAGGAUGAGGAAAGGACUUACCCAAGGCACAGCACACCCCUGGAUGGGCGCGAGGGGACGAUGACCCCCCUUACCAAGGCCAGCUGGAUGGACGACUGCUUGACCCCGUCGGCGUGCCCGGGAACCCCCGAGACCACCCUGGACCUGCCCCUGAACCAGCCUUCGGCCGUGGAGAGGCUGUCCACCUCGGGCCAAAUUCUGGCCCAGGGGAAGAGCUUGCCCACGGCUCCCCCCAAACAGGCCAACAAGCUGGACAACAUGCUGGGCAGCCUCCAGUCAGACCUCCAUAAACUGGGCGUCCAGACCGUGGCCAAGGGAGUGUGUGGGGCCUGCAACAAGCCCAUCGUUGGACAGGUGGUGACCGCCAUGGGGCGCACGUGGCACCCGGAGCACUUUGUGUGUACCCACUGUCAAGAGGAGAUUGGCUCCAGAAACUUCUUUGAGCGGGACGGAGCACCCUACUGUGAGAAGGACUACCACGACCUGUUCUCCCCACGCUGCCACUACUGCAACGGACCUAUCCUGGACAAAGUGGUGACGGCACUGGACAGGAACUGGCAUCCAGAACACUUCUUCUGUGCUCAGUGUGGAGCUUUCUUUGGUCCAGAGGGCUUCCAUGAGAAGGAUGGGAAGGCGUACUGUCGGAAGGACUACUUUGACAUGUUUGCGCCCAAAUGUGGAGGCUGUGCCCGUGCCAUCCUGGAGAACUACAUAUCAGCCCUCAACUCCCUCUGGCACCCUGAGUGCUUCGUCUGCAGGGAGUGCUUCACCCCCUUUGUAAAUGGGAGCUUCUUUGAGCACGAGGGUCAGCCCUACUGCGAGGGCCACUACCACGAGCGCCGCGGCUCCCUGUGCUCCGGCUGCCAGAAGCCCAUCACGGGCCGCUGCAUCACGGCCAUGGCCAAGAAGUUCCACCCCGAGCACUUUGUCUGUGCCUUCUGCCUCAAGCAGCUCAAUAAGGGCACCUUCAAGGAGCAGAACGACAAGCCCUACUGCCAGGGCUGCUUCAUCAAGCUCUUCAGCUAGGGAGCUAACCCACUCCCCAGCCGUGUGUGUGCCUGCGUGUGCCUGCGUGUGCCUGCGUGUGUGUGUGUGUAUGCUGUGUCCCAAUUCUCUACCGUUCUACCCUAAGUGGGCACUUGCUCCCUUCAUGAAUUUAAAAGGAAAUGACAGGUGUAGGAAAUAUAGUGGAAACUCCAGCCAUCUCUACACCAGUCCAAUGCUUUAAAAUGUCUGGGGAGAAGUACACAGGAAGAGAAUCAGGACACGGGGUGGAUGUGUGUGUCGAAAGGUGGAGGCUGGGAUAGAAGGUAGUCAGUGGCUAUGAUGAGGAAGCAGAGAGUUGUUCCUUACUGUGCAUGUAGCUAAGAUGAGACUGGCCAUUUGAAAAGCUCCCCUACAGUUACCUGGAGGUAACAGAGCCUUGAGGGCCGUGGGGUUGAUAUUUUAAGAGUUCCAGAAAGCAUGAGGUUUAAAGAGAGCCCAAAGAGAUUUUUGUAAAUGUAUAACGAGCGAGAGAAGCCAUUUGUGUGUGAAACUUUUUUAAUGUCCUGUUCGGAGCAACAGUCUCUGCAAAGGAUUUAUUUUCCUGCGUUAUCAUGUGACCGACGCGUGGAGGUCAGGUCAUAGGGGUAUGUCGGUGCCAUUACAAAUGCACACCUAUAAACUGUCUCUUGAUCUCAAACACACACACACACAGACACACACUUUAAACUCUGAGAAGAGGAAAAGCUCUCGUCUCCUCUUUCCCUCCUCGUCUCCUCCCUUUCUCUUCACUUCUCUAAGACCAGUUCAAACACUUGGUGCUCACUCAACUCAAUCACAGAUUCCUCUCUCUGCGGCCCUCAUGGGGCCAUUUUACAGCCUGGUAUGGUCAAGAUAUCAGGGUCCUAUUUUUGUACACUUUUCCUAUGGAAAUGUUCAUAGACUAACAAGGACGGCUCAGCAGCAUAGAUUUAGUAGAUCCAAAUUCCUUUUCCCUGUUUGCUUAAUUUUUCCAAUGGAACUGUACAAAACUCUCAAAUGUGUUUGUACAAAAUGAGACACGUUGUUUAGAGACACACACACUUACUCUCCAGACUACUGCUUUUUUCCAUGUGCUAUGGACUCUCCAUUUCUAUUUUCUGUAGAUCAGUCUUUGCGCCACCGAUCUCAUAUGAAUUCUCAUUAAUGUCAUCUGAUUUUAAAAGAAUGUACAUUUGAAUAUUGUCUUUCCCUUGAUGUGGACAGAGGAUGGGGGUGUUCGGGUGAGUGUUGGGGACCUCUCAUCUCGGAGGAUCUCUGCUCGUCCCUUACUUUCCAUCAGCUUUGGGUAGGGAGGCAUCUCUUAGCCUGGCAACCAAACUGAGCACAGCGUUGUUCCGUCUGGUGUAACCAGGCUAGACUUCUCCCUCUAUAAGGAAACAGGACAAAAUACUGGAGCAUGUUGGUUAGAAACAACAUGUUCAUUGUGUGUAUUUUGCCUCUUUAUUUGCUACUGUAUUCGCCCACACAUUUAUCCAAGUCUUAAAAUGAAUUAAUUCAGAGUGAAUGGGGAGUGCUUUUCUUGGGGCAAUGUUUUGUUGUACAUUUAGCUACUGACAAUGUGUGUGUUUUCCCUCAGAUACAUAAAGAGUAAGUAAUAGAGA